Molecule: messenger RNA, 1246 nt
Organism: Boeremia exigua
Lineage: Eukaryota; Fungi; Ascomycota; Dothideomycetes; Pleosporales; Didymellaceae
Exons: 3
Coding region: 105-1184 (359 amino acids)
Cellular component (GO): cytoplasm
Molecular function (GO): 2-oxoglutarate-dependent dioxygenase activity
Source: RefSeq, a predicted model, not a curated record
GCACAUUACUCGAUUGGGUUUUCACGAGCAUUUGCCUAUCUCCGUGGCAGUAGUUUAUUCCUGCGUUUGAGAGAAACGCCAUUACCAUCCGUCCGUUGUCCAGAAUGUCUGCCAUUGAGAAUUCCAGCAUCGUUGGUGGUCAUGAGACUGCGAGGUCAAGAUUGACAAAGCCCUUGGUCUACUCAGGCUCGCUGGACAGCUUCAAGCAUGAAGACUCUACUCCGGUUAUCGGCAGAGAAUAUGAAGGCCUCCAAGUGAGGGACCUGUUGAAAUGGGGUGACGAGAUGAUCCGGGAUCUGGCCAUCACCAUCUCACAGCGUGGCGUCGUCUUCCUCCGCGACCAGGAUGUAACACCAAACGAGAUGAAGGAUCUCAUGCUCCGCAUCACAGAACUCUCCGGCUGUCCAAAAUCAUCCGAUCUGCACGUCCACCCUUUGACCGAAGAAGGUUCAGAGCUAGGCGACCAGAUCUCUGUCAUCAGCAGCGAGAAGCAGAAGAAGGGCGGAGGCCUCACACACCAGCUGGCAGACGUCAGCCGCUUUGCCUCUGCAGGAUGGCACACUGAUAUCUCAUUCGAGCCCGUCCCCUCAGACUACGCCAUGCUCAAGAUUCACACCCUCCCCGCAACAGGCGGCGACACGCUGUGGGCAUCUGGAUACGAGGUCUACGACCGCCUCUCGCCCGCCGUCCGCACAAUGCUCGAGGGCCUGACCGCGACCCACGACGCAAAGUUCUUCCUCGAAGAAGCCGCUAGACUGGGCAACCCCAUCCGCAAGACCGUCCGCGGCAACGCACUGAACCAGGGCGAGGGCCUGACAGCCGUCCACCCCGUGAUCCGCACAAACCCCGUCACGGGCUGGAAAUCCGUCUACGUCAACAAGGGCUUCACAAAGCGCAUCAACGGCGUGACCAAAGACGAGUCGGACAUGCUGCUCGGCUACAUCUUCAACCUGCUCACGCAGAACCACGACGCGCAGGUGCGCUUCAAGUGGCGCCCCAACGACCUCGCCAUCUGGGACAACCGGAGCAUGUGGCACUGCGCGACGUACGACUACAGCGAGGCGCGCGCGGGCGACCGCGUGUGCAGUCUGGGCGAGGCGCCGUACCUGGAUCUCAACAGCAAGAGCCGCAAGGAGGAUCUCGAGGCGCGGGAGAACGUGCAGGCCGGGCUGAUCAUGGCUUGAAACAAAAGUAGCAACGUGGGGGCCGUCUGAGAUAUGAACAUCAGACGGGAUUCGGGAUAGUC